GUAAAUCACGGGCAAGAUGACAAUUCCUCAACACAAAGGUUUUGAAGUGACAGGAGCGCGCUAAUGGAUGCAGUUCACUCAAUGGAUUUAUAUAUUUAGCUUUCUGUGACGCUCUAUCAGCCAACUGCAAGCAGAUUCGUGAAGAACAAGCAAGACCGAAUGCGCUGUAUUGCCUGUUUAUUUUGGUGUUCUCAAACAGGAACACGUAAACACAUUUUAAGUCAAAACUGAAAGAUUUGGAUAUUUUUUUAACAACUCUCUUCCAUUCAUGUGGUGCCAGCGCGGUGGAAUAACGAAAUUUUCCAACAAACUGGUCGGAAUAACGAAAUUUUCCAACAAACUGGUCGGUUAAUGAUGGCAGUUGAACAUAACGGGAUAUUCUUGAAAUCUCAUUAUCACAGUCAACAGUAUCCCAUGGAGUCGGUUCCCCCAGACUCUCGUAAACGACCACUAACUCCGACCGAGGAAGACUGUUGUACCAAGCGCACAAACACGGGAGAGGAGGGUGAGUACUUCCUGAAGGUGCUGAUCCCCAGCUAUGCGGCCGGCUCCAUAAUUGGCAAGGGCGGCCAGACCAUCGUACAGCUGCAGAAAGAGACGGGCGCCACCAUCAAGCUGUCCAAAUCCAAAGACUUCUACCCAGGAACCACAGAGCGUGUAUGUCUGAUACAGGGUACAGUCGAGGCGCUGAAUAGCGUCCACAGCUUCAUCGCGGAGAAAGUCCGUGAGAUGCCUCAGAGCGCCCAGAAAACAGAGCCAGUCAGCAUACUGCAACCACAGACCACUGUCAACCCCGACCGCGUCAAACAGGCUAAAUUGAUUGUGCCCAACAGCACGGCUGGGCUGAUCAUCGGUAAGGGCGGGGCCACGGUCAAGGCAGUGAUGGAGCAGUCGGGUGCCUGGGUGCAGCUGUCCCAGAAGCCUGAAGGCAUCAACCUGCAGGAGCGUGUGGUCACCAUCAGCGGGGAACCCGAGCAGAACUGCAAAGCCGUGGAGAUCAUCGUGCAGAAGAUCCAGGAGGACCCUCAGAGCAGCAGCUGCCUCAACAUCAGCUACUCCAACAUCUCAGGCCCCGUGGCCAACUCCAACCCCACCGGUUCCCCCUACGCCAACUCAGCCGAGGUCCUCCCCAACGCAGCCGCGGCUGCCGCCACUGCCUCCAGCCUUCUGGGCCAGGCCGGCCUGGCAGGAAUGGGCGGCUUCCCGGGCACCAUGUCCAGCUUCUCUGGCAAUGACCUGCUGGCCAUCACCUCGGCCCUCAACACUCUGGCCAGCUAUGGCUACAACACCAACACCCUGGGUCUGGGCCUCAACCCCGCUGCCGCCUCUGGGGUCCUGGCCGCCGUGGCUGCUAGCGCUAACCCAGCCGCUGCUGCCGCUGCUAACCUCCUGGCCUCCUAUGCCAGCGACGCCUCCGGCGGCUCCGGCCACCCCGCUAUCGGCCUGGGCGGCUUCUCCCUGGGCUCGCUGGCUGCCGCCACAGGGGCCUCCAACGGUUACCUGAACGCCUCAUCCCCACUGAUGGCCUCUUCCCUGCUGGCCACAGAGAAGCUGGGAGACGGGGCCAAGGACGUGGUGGAGAUUGCCGUGCCCGAGAAUCUGGUGGGCGCCAUCCUGGGGAAAGGUGGUAAAACGCUGGUGGAGUACCAGGAGCUGACAGGCGCCCGCAUCCAGAUCUCCAAAAAGGGAGAGUUCAUCCCCGGCACGCGAAACCGUAAAGUUACCAUAACAGGGUCGCCCGCGGCAACACAAGCCGCCCAGUAUCUGAUCAGCCAGCGGAUCACGUAUGAGCAGGGUGUGCGUGCCACCAACCCACAGAAGGUGGGCUAAAUGGGAGAACAUGGGAAAAUAAAGGAAGGAUGGAGACAGAGAAAAUAAAAGGGAAUCGAGGGUCACGGCGAGGGGAAGAAAAUGUCCAAAUAUCCGUUCAAUAUUUCAGUAUUAAAAAGAGAAGAUCACAAAGGAGGAAGAGGUGGGGAUAAAACCAAGAUAAGUUUGUGUGAUAUGUGAUUGUGUUUUUAGGACCGAGGUCCUGAUGUUUUUAAAAAGUUGUGAGGAGUCCUUUUGAUGAUGGCGAUUAGAGUAAAGCUGAACUGGUCCACUGCCAAGCUGCAGAUCCAGGGGUGAGCACAUGAGUUCACCCCCAUUCAGAAACCUCAUAGCUGGGUUUGUUUUGGGUUUCGUUCUCUUCCGUUUCACUCUUCUAUCAUUGUGUGGGUUUUUCAGCUUCAGUUGCAGACCUCCGCUCCAGGUGAGUUGAGAGUCAGUUGAGGUUCCAGACAAGCUAAAAGAGCAGAGAUGGAUGUUUGCUCAUGCCUUUUUCCUUUGAUGUUAACCUUGCUCCAUGUGAACAAAGCAAAAAAGUCCUUGUCUACAUGAGAGAGGUUAAAUGAUGCUCACCAGAGGUCGUCCAAAACCAUUAAGCAUCCAUUUUAUUCUAAAUUCUUAACGGAUAUCACAUUGUUAAUGACAUGCCACUGUAUGAUUCAUAUCAAAAUUUAGAUUUUAACACUUUGGUUGUUAUAAUUUUUAUUUUCAUCAAUUAUUUAUUGAAAUAUGGUCUCAUUCAAACACGUAUAGAUUAUUUUAACCUGUGAAUUCGGGUUGAUAUGAAUGUAAAGACAGUAUUAUUGUUAUUUUGUUACUAACGAGGAUCACAUUUUGAGUUGCAGUGACGGAUAUGUAUAGUUUUAACCCAGAACUGCACAGUAACUAUAUAUGAGUGUAGAUCAGGGGUCAAAUGUUCAAUGUGAGAGGAUAGAUGAGACACACAGGAAUGUACACACACACAUACACAGGAACACACAUAGACAAUCAUUCAUACAUGUAGACCGCCACCCACAUACACACCACUUUUGGUGCUACGAAAACAUAACUACAGAUAGGCUUAUAUCUCCAGUAUUACCUAAAUUGAAAAUCCCUUUUAACCGUUGUCCACUCAUCUGUAGUGUACGGGAUUUAGUUCUGCCUUUAUGUGAGUAAAGUAAGACUGGAUUUCAUGCUACGAUUGCCAGUCUUAAUAUUUUACCCCAGUAAAUCAGUCCUUUAGUUGCCAUGGCAAACUGUUUCUUGUACCAUCAUGGGCAGUUUAGAUCCAAAUAACGUAGUUACUGGUUUAAAACCAAUCAUUUUAUACUAUUGUCAUAAAUUGGCCGUAUACUUUGAGUUUGCCAGCCGAUAUUGCUCCUUGCGACAUACUCCGACAGUAAGUAGAAAUAUGAUUAAACCCCAAUGGGAAGGAGCAUUGUAUCUGAAAGGGAAGACGCACUAUACACAGCUUGAGGUAUGUUACAUUAUCUUUUCAAUUGAAGAAACAUCUAACCAGAAGAGUCCCCCAAGGGAACGAAGCACUACAAAGCAGUUUUGUUAAGAAAAGCAGUUUGAACCUUAUCUGUGAACAAGAAGACGAUUGCUUUAGAUUUAGGGUGGCUGGUAGUCAAGAGAGACACGAAUGAGAAAGAAAUGGAGUCACCAUGAAACACAUUUGGACUGAAACCAUUUGGAGUCUGUUGUGAACCAUUCUUCCCAAUCAGAGUAAAUACCAAUAUGGAGUCAAACAGUUUAUGCAGUUGGUCAGUCGAACUUGUUAUCUUGCCUAAAGCAGACAUUGACACUAGCUUAUAUUGACAGUAGUGCAUAAUGCAUUGCUGAAACAUUUUGCUGACAUUCUGUAAGGAUAAUUGCAGGGGGGGGUAACUGUCUCCUAGAACAUUCUCAAACAAACAAAGUUUACCCUUGCUUGCUUCUGCGCUGCUAUACAUUGGUUUUCAUCCGAGUACACUGGGUCUAUUUUGACUGCACUGUGAGACACAACGAAGACACAACGCAGUGUGCCUGUCCCUUCUUGAGCCAAGUGUUCAAAUUUUGAUGUACAUAUCCAAGAAAUAGGCCUACAGCUGACACACACGCAUUGCAUGUUCUAGAGCAAAACCAGCCGAGCAGUGAGAUAAGGAACAUCUCCACAAGAACAUCCCAUAAUGUCUUGGAGAUGUUUUGGUUUACCAAUAAUAUUGCACAGCAGAGAGCUGCUACACAUUCAUAUUAAUGGAAGUCUCUUCUACUGAUGAGUCCAGAGUCAUCAGUCAACCAUAUUGUCUUUUAUUAACCCAAAUGACUCCUAAUACAUUUAUUUUCCUGCACAGCAGUCCCUGAAUCUUAUUCUGACCCUCUUUUCCAUUUCCCACAUUAUCCUUAUGUAACCAGAGCUCUGUGAUUGGCUUUCAGUAAUACAGGACUGGAACGGAUAACGGCAGAGAAUCAAAGAAAAAGCAACACUCCCUUUUUAUGAGUGAAAUGACAACGCCCCACCUACUCCAUAGUCAUUCUAAGGAAUGUUUGCUCGAGAAAGCAGUUACCUUUACCUCAUCUUACUAUCAACUAUGUGUUGGAGCACUCCGCAUGGCAUGGCACUAGCCACGAGCCCCAUUACCCUGACUCACUGAAUACACGUUUCCCUUUCAUUGUAUUUCUGAAGGUAUGUGCUGUGACUUAUAACAGUACUCAAUGGUGAAAUGGCACUCCAGUUAAAAUAUCUGUAACUCCCACCCGUGGGGUUCAGAAACCUUCAUAUUUUAGCCCCUAACCUCACAAAAUGUUUACGUGAUUUAAAAUACAAGCACAAAUCAAGGUGAAUUUAGUAAUAUAAGCAAUGCAACUAGACUUGGUUUAGAGGACUACUCUAGAGCUGUCUGAUCUAUACAUUGUCCUCUUUUUACGUUCAUUACAUUACUUACUUCGACAUUUCUCCCACCCUUCAUAUGGUAUUUUUAGUAUAUUUUAGAACGCUCCUAUAUCCAGAUUCCCUUCUCUCUCUCCUCCACUCUGCUCGACCUCUCUCUCCUUUUUUCUGUCUACUCAUAGGCGCUGAUGUCUGGGGUUGCAGGGAGUGCCGAAGUGAUCGAUAGCAGUUAUGCACUAUAGGUCAUAAGGGUAUGCAAAUAUUUUCACAGCCCAUAGAGUUCACCAGGCAAAAAUGCACAGAUAACAACUGCCUCCAAACUGUGACACCCCACAAGACCAACAAGCAACAUUGGUUCAAACUAUGGUAUCAAAUUCCCUACUAAAAGAGGAACAAGUAGGAUUUAGACAGGCUUAUAUUGUAAUAUAUGACCUUUUAGGGGAACAGGAGAGGUUAUGUAUUUUUUUCUACUGGAAAGCAAAAUAAGUAAGCAAAUCUUUGUUCAAUGAGCAAAUGUCUGUUGGUUGACCAAACACAACUUAUCUUUCAGCCUUUUAACAGCAGUUUAUUUUUAAAAAAAGUUCAUGAUAGAGCGCAAGAGAAAGAUGGGAACUCGUUCGUGACCUCAUGCUGAAACAGUGACAUCCUUUAUGCAUAUCCUCUUAUCUGAAAAAUGACUAGAAAUUCAUUUCUGUGGAAUAUGUCAUGUCAACAUGAUGUAUAUGUAUGUUAUUGUAGCUAUUCUAGUUUGUAGUCCAAAUGCAGUCCAGCGUCUCGUCAAUGCAAUGUGAAACUCUAUGUUAUCUUUGUGUGGAUGAUGAAGAGUGCCAACUAAGCCUGAGUAAGAUUAGCUUCGCUAUUUGUUUGUGCAUUACGAUGACUCAUCAUAUGGCGUCCAUAUUUCUGUCAUUUAGUUUGACCGUAAGAAAAAUGUAAAGAAUAUUGGAAGCAAUAUAGUAGCAUGUUGUCCUGUUUUGUGUUUUGGUUAUGUUUGUCGUAUGAACAUUUGAAAUUACUAAGAUUUUGAAUUAAUAGGUUUACAUGUACUUUUUGUAAAUUAUGAAAAUGCUGCUAUUUGAUAAGUAAAAUAUACAAAACAUUUUAGUUGAAAAGAUGUCUGGUCUGUUGAUUAGAAACAUGCUCUAAAAGACAGGGCAUACAAUUAGGUGUAUAGAAUACUAUACAGUAUUGGUAAGAUAGUAACAGUAAUAAUAGACUCUAUAGUACAACCUGUGCCAAACUAGACUUCUGCAGCUUUUGAAAUUGUAGAUGUGCAAUCAAAUGUUAGAUAUUAAUAACUUGUUUAGAAGUGCUGAUCAGGUGCCAAUCAAACAAUGUUUUUAAGUUAAAAGAUAAUCAAAUACAUUACUUAAGAAAACAAAGGAUGGAUAACUGUUUUGUGCAUUGUUUUACCCCAUAGCUACAUAGAGUAAGAGCUAAAGAUUGUGAUUUUUAUGGAUCCAUGUUGUUUUACACUCCAUGCAUCCCCUGUGUGUUCGUUUGACCUGUAGCUUAAGCACUGCUGUUUUUCACAAAUGUCUCUAUAGGCCAGCAUGGACUUAGCAUAACAUGUUAUAAGCAUUCAUAACAUAGCCAGCCAUUAUCAGACAAAAUGUGUUUCGUGGAGUUAGGUGUUAUCUUUUUGCACGUCUUCUAUUGCAUGGUAUCAAAGUGAAAUAUGGAGGGGGGAAAAAAUGAAUGCAAAAAAAAUGGAGGUGUUCUCGCAACAUUCAAAGACAUAACGUUGCAUGCAAUCAGUUGUAGAGCACUUACGUUAAAACCGCCUCAUAUUUAAAAAAUGGUUUAUUGUCGUAAGUUGGGAGGGGUUCUAUUAUUGUCAUGCUGGUCCAAAUACAACAUAUUUCAGAUCAAAUUCUCAUACAGUCCAUCUCUUUAUAUUAUUACAGAUAUGAUUUUGUUUUCUUAAGGUACCAUGAGGAGUAUUACAAAUGCGAAAAAUGUUAGUCAGUGUUAUUCUUGUGUUUUGCUUUCUAUAAUACCAGGCAUGCAUUUUUUAGGAUCAGGUUAAACAUCACAAAACCUGCGUAAUAUUUUUUACGAUUUUUUAUACUACAGCUUGAAUUCCCAGAUCUAAUCUAUGAAUGUACUACCAUUUGCUCAUUAUUUCUGUUGAAUGUUUAUCAGUCUUUAAAUGUGAAUUCAAGGCUGGAAUGUCAACUACAUGUAGCGUUAACAUAUUAUGUCAAGAACCAAUUUCAGCUAUAGUCAGGUAGGCCUGACAUGGCCACAGUCAUAAUCCAGAUAUGUUUCAACAACACUUCAGAUUUGCUGUAAACAUUAUCCUGUAUGUUUGGUGUUGCAUAAAUGCACUUUACUUUUUACAAAUUACAUCUCCUAUUAUUGGAUGUGAAACAAAGCAAACAAUAUUCAUUUUCUGCCGUUUUUGUCAUUCUUUGCUGUUGCUCUGAUGUUAUUGUUUUAGUAAAAAAACAAACAAACAAACAAAAAAAGAAACUUUGUGAAUAAUGAGAGUGUUUUGUGUAUCAGACCUCUCUGAAAAGGUGGCAUGCGAGACCUCACAAUAUCGAUUCUCCUUUUAGCAAAGAUUUGUGUUAAUCGCAAUGAGCAAAUCUCUCUUUGAAGAUAGAAUCCUUUGUUGCUACAUACAUUUUUUUAACUUAGAAAUGAAUAAUAUAUACCCAUUGAUCCUUGAAGAAUAUAACUUAUACAUGCCUCAUAAGCUUAGUUCAACUGUCGUAUCACAGCAGAACCCCAAAUAUACGCGUGUUUUACUCCAUCUACAUUUGCUAACAAUGUAGAUGUAAACAAACGCUUUAUGGCCUCAAAACAUGGUUAAAACUAAAAUGUUAAUAUCAUGCAUGGUCAGUCCUUGCAUCCAUUGCUCUGUCCAUGAAUUUGAGUUGUUACAUUUCUCCAGGCCCAUCCCUCAGCGUUGUCAUUUUUUUCAAUGAAGGAUUCUAGAUUUAAAAGAGGGAGAGGGAACUUAAGAGUGGAACUGUUCCACCUUGUCAUGUUGCAUUCUGCUGCCUUGAAAUCUAGCGGUGGGAGUAUUUUUAUGAACAAAUUGGCAUUGAAAGCAUGGUAAACCUCAUACAAUGUCUCUAUGUUCUGUUAUCAGAGUCCAUGCUUGUUCCGUUACAGAAUGCUAUCCCAAGGUCUCGCUGAUAUAAUAUUAGAUCAGAGACAAAUACAGCACCGGGAAAAUGUGAUCGCUUCGGUCAUACCGCUGUCAGUGUUGGUGUAUUUGACGACAACAACAUUUUAGAACCCUAUGUAACCUAAAAUGGCCUAACUAAUUUACCACAUGCAUGAUUUGAGUGUCUGUCUCAUUCUUCUGUCAUACACUGCUACUAACCCCCACCAAUGUUCUAACCUCUCCACUACUGAGUGAUUUGAGUGUCUGUCUCGUUCUUCUGUCAUACACUGCUACUAACCCCCACCAAUGUUCUAACCUCUCCACUACUGAGUGAUUUGAGUGUCUGUCUCAUUCUUCUGUCAUACACUGCUACUAACCCCCACCAAUGUUCUAACCUCUCCACUACUGAGUGAUUUGAGUGUCUGUCUCGUUCUUCUGUCAUACACUGCUACUAACCCCCACCAAUGUUCUAACCUCUCCACUACUGAGUGAUUUGAGUGUCUGUCUCGUUCUUCUGUCAUACACUGCUACUAACCCCACCAAUGUUCUAACCUCUCCACUACUGAGUGAUUUGAGUGUCUGUCUCAUUCUUCUGUCAUACACUGCUACUAACCCCCACCAAUGUUCUAACCUCUCCACUACUGAGUGAUUUGAGUGUCUGUCUCAUUCUUCUGUCAUACACUGCUACUAACCCCCACCAAUGUUCUAACCUCUCCACUACUGAGUGAUUUGAGUGUCUGUCUCAUUCUUCUGUCAUACACUGCUACUAACCCCCACCAAUGUUCUAACCUCUCCACUACUGAGUGAUUUGAGUGUCUGUCUCAUUCUUCUGUCAUACACUGCUACUAACCCCCACCAAUGUUCUAACCUCUCCACUACUGAGUGCCAAACUAAAUCAACACCAUUCCAAACAUUUAAAAAAAAGAAUCAUCUGGAUAUUCACCUAACCCCCCCAUGCUCCUCCUCGGGGGGGAUUCCUUUGAACUACCAGACACAGGACAAAGGCGGUUCAGGCUGCUUUGCCCCCGCUUCUCCUCAACACUCUUCAUCUUUUCAGCCUACAUGACAUUACGAUUAUGUGUGGUGUUGUCUGGCACCUUAUCUUUGACCCACCCAUGAACUUAGUUGACCUUAUCCACCCUUUGUGUGUGUUUAUUAUUUUGACCCCAGGUUUACUGCCAAACUUUGCUGAGACUACAACUGUAUGAACGCUCAUUUUGUUUGUUUGUUUUCUUGUCAUCCGGAUAGUUCUGAAGGGUUGAAACUAAAAUGUUGAUUGAAAAAAGCAUGACAAUGCCUUGCACACCUCUUUGGCUCCAUUGCAAAUAUUAUUUUGGGUUAGGUUUUUAAUUUUGUAAAACUUUUUGUUUUUCCAUUUCAAGAAAUGGACUGUCAGCAUAAGUUAAAUGUUAGUCAAAACUAAAAAGAGUUUUGUCAAUCUGAAUGACUAGUGUCUCUAUAUUAAGACAGAGAAGAUACCAUUUGAAAGUUUAGGCCUCACUUGUCCUUUGACUUAAGCAUUUUCUUGGAUGCCUUUACACACACACAGUCUCAAUCUGAAAGAUACUGUCUUUCCCUGAGCCAUUUCAGUGAAGUACGGAUGGGAGCUUUUUAAUCGAGAUAUUUGCCAAAGGAAAUCUCCAUUAAGCCAAAAGCCAGCCAGCCUACACACUGAAGCUGUGGUAGCACUGGGAUGGUUCACUUCCCAUUUCUCCCAGAAAACACUUCAUUGUUUGACAUUUGACAUGCCACUAUUUUUAUAUGCUGCCAGUCUAUUUACUGCUUUCUCAGUGAGACAGCUCAGAAGCAGGUCCUUUUAUAACGAUACACUGUUGAUUAAUGACAACAGCAACUAUGAAAAGGGAAUGAAAGGAUUUUUAAAGUGUCAUUUUUGUGAACUUUUUUUAAUUAUUAUUAUAAAUUAUCUGAACAUCAUUCAUUAAUAGAUUUAAGGGUAAAGACUAUAUAAUGUAACUGUAGUAUUGUGUUUGUAAAAAAGAUCUGUGAGUUGUGUUUUAUGACUCGUGGACUACCAGUGAAGUCAGCAUUUCAGUGUUAAUAUAUUGAAUUGUUUUUUAAAGAUUAUUUUUGCGACGGCAACAGCAACAAAGAGUCAUUAUAAAUGUUCAUCUUAGCAUCA
Molecule: messenger RNA, 9936 nt
Organism: Oncorhynchus masou masou (cherry salmon)
Lineage: Eukaryota; Metazoa; Chordata; Actinopteri; Salmoniformes; Salmonidae
Product: RNA-binding protein Nova-1-like
Exons: 4
Coding region: 352-1830 (492 amino acids)
Biological process (GO): mRNA splicing, via spliceosome; regulation of alternative mRNA splicing, via spliceosome
Cellular component (GO): cytoplasm; nucleus
Molecular function (GO): mRNA binding
Source: RefSeq, a predicted model, not a curated record